CCCCCGCCGCGGGGGCGUCGGGGCCGCGCCUGGGCAGCGGGCGGAGCCGGAGCUGCUCCGCGCCUGGGAGCCUGCGCUCGGCUCGGCUCCGCUCCGCUCCCCAGCAGCUGCCGGCACGGAGGGAGGCGGGCGCCGCCGCCGCGCCGAUGGGUCUGCUCCUGCUCCUCUGGGCGUGGGCGGCCGCUGCCGGGGCAGCUUUAGGAUUUGGAAUGGAUCCUGACUUACAGAUUGAUAUAAUCACAGAACUGGAUCUUGUGAAUACAACUCUUGGGGUAACGCAAGUGUCAGGACUACGCAAUGCCAGCAAAGCAUUUUUAUUUCAAGAUGUAGAAAGAGAAAUCCAUGCAGCGCCCCAUGUGAGUGAGAAGUUAAUUCAGCUCUUUCGGAAUAAAAGUGAGUUCACGUUUCUGGCCACCCUGCAACAGAAGGCAUCGACUUCUGGAGUUAUACUGUCCAUCCGUGAGUUAGAGCACAGCUAUUUUGAACUGGAGAGCAGUGGACUACGGGAUGAGAUUAGAUAUCACUACAGGUUUAAUGGGAAGUCAAGAACAGAGGUGUUCCCAUACCGGCUGGCAGAUGGGCAGUGGCACAAGAUUGCUGUAUCACUUAGUGCUUCUCACCUUCUGCUCCAUGUGGACUGCAACAGGAUUUAUGAACGUAUCGUUGAUCCCCCAGAAACGAAUUUGACACCUGAAAGCAAUUUAUGGCUUGGACAGAGAAACAGGAAGCAUGGUUUCUUUAAGGGCGUGAUUCAGGAUGUGAAAGUUGUCUUUAUACCUAAUGGAUAUAUAAUGCAGUGUCCUAACCUGAAUCGCACAUGCCCAACCUGCAGUGAUUUCUUAAGUCUGGUGCAAGGAAUCAUGGAUUUGCAAGAACUCCUGGCAAAAAUGACGGCAAAACUAAACUAUGCAGAAACAAGACUGAGUCAAUUGGAAGACUGUCACUGUGAGAAGACUUGUCAAGUAAAUGGAUUGAUCUAUAGAGACAAAGACUCUUGGGUUGAAGAUGAUCACUGCAGGAAUUGCACAUGCAAAAGUGGAGUUGUAGAAUGCCGAAGAAUGUCCUGUCCCCCUCUUGAUUGUCCUCCUGAUGCUCUCCCAGUGCAUGUGGAAAGCCAGUGCUGUAAAAUAUGCAAGGCAAAGUGUAUCUAUGGAGGCAAAGUGCUAGCAGAAGGUCAACGAGUAUUAACCAAGAACUGCAGGGAAUGUCGAAAUGGAGUUUUAGUAAAAGUAACAGAGACUUGUCCGCCAUUGAACUGCUCAGAAAAAGAUCACGUUCUUCCAGAGAACCAAUGUUGCAGUGUUUGCAGAGGCCAUAACUUCUGUGCAGAGGGACACAGAUGUGGUGAAAAUUCAGAGUGCAAAAACUGGAACACAAAAGCUACUUGUGAAUGCAAGAACGGUUACCUCUCUGUCCAAGGGGACUCUGCAUAUUGUGAAGAUAUUGAUGAGUGUGCUGCCAAGAUGCAUUACUGUCAUGCCAAUACUGUGUGUGUUAAUUUGCCUGGAUCCUAUCGUUGUGACUGCGUCAAGGGAUAUGUCCGAGUAGAUGAUUUCUCAUGUACAGAGCAUGAUGAGUGCGGCAGCGGACAGCAUAACUGUGAUGAGAAUGCAAUCUGUACUAACACUGUCAGGGGACACAGCUGUACCUGCAAACCUGGAUAUGUGGGGAAUGGGACCAUCUGCCGAGCAUUCUGUGAAGAGGGAUGCAGAUACGGUGGAACUUGUGUAGCUCCUAACAAAUGUGUCUGCCCUUCUGGAUUCACAGGAAGUCAUUGUGAGAAAGAUAUUGAUGAGUGUGCAGAGGGGAUCAUUGAGUGUCACAACCAUUCACGCUGUGUUAACCUCCCAGGGUGGUACCACUGUGAGUGCAGAAGCGGUUUCCAUGACAAUGGAACCUAUUCUCUUUCCGGGGAGUCCUGUGUUGAUAUCGAUGAGUGUGCCUUAAAGACCCACACCUGCUGGAAUGACUCAGCCUGCGUGAACCUGGCAGGAGGGUUUGAUUGCCUCUGUCCAUCUGGACCAUCUUGUACUGGAGACUGUCCCCACGAAGGUGGCUUCAAGCGGAAUGGGCAGGUGUGGACCCUGAGGGAGGACAGAUGCUCCGUUUGUUCCUGCAAGGAUGGGAGAAUUUUCUGCCGGAGAACAGCCUGUGAUUGCGAGAACCCCAGUGCUGAUCUCUUCUGCUGCCCAGAGUGUGACACUCGGGUCACCAGCCAGUGUCUCGACCAAACGGGGCACAAGCUCUACCGCAGUGGGGACAACUGGACCUACAGCUGUCAGCAGUGCCGUUGCCUGGAAGGGGAAGUGGACUGUUGGCCUCUUCUGUGCCCCAAUCUAAACUGCGAGUACACAGCCAUUUCAGAAGGAGAAUGCUGUCCCCACUGUGUCAGUGACCCCUGCCUGGCUGACAACAUCACCUAUGACAUCAGGAAAACCUGUCUAGAUGGCUAUGGAAUUACAAGACUUAGUGGUGCCAUAUGGACCAUGGUGGGAUCUCCUUGUACAACCUGCAAAUGCAAGAAUGGGAACGUCUGCUGCUCGGUGGAUUUAGAGUGUCUCAACAAUAACUGAUGUACUCGGACUGGACUGUGCUGGGGGAGGAACACUGAUGAAGUUAACAUCUGAAAUGAAGCCGUAUGCGUUGGUGUUUUAUACAACAGACAAUUACCAAAGUCUCCACAUGAGGAAGAUGUUUGGGAGUUGCCUUUGGGACCUAUCACUAUGCUCAUCCUUGCUAGCCUUGUCCGGGUGACUUAGAGUACAGCGCAUAUAAGUCAAUGGUUGUUAAAAGUUUUCAGUGUUGUAAAUUACACACUUUUCCUGUCAAGACAUUUGCAAAUACGUUUAAAUUAUUUCAUGGGUAAACUAAUGCUGUAUUUUUGUUUAAUUUGUGUAUUGACAACAUGAUAGAAUUCAGCUCUUCUUCCUUUGGAUCUAGAUUUUACAAACAAAACAGCCUGUUGUGGUUUUGUCCCAUGAUAUCACAAACUUAGUUCCAAGGUCCCUGUCCGAUGUAUUUAUGAAAAUAUGUAUGUAUGUACAGUCAAAUUGCAUAGUACUUAUAUUUCACAUCUGUCCAACAUUUUAAAACAUUCAAAGGUAUAUUUGAUUGGACAGAAUGGAAGUAAUCAAAGUCUGUCUUAAAAAAAAUAUAAAAAUAAAUGCCAUGAACUUAGUGAAAUAGCAAAAAAGCACUUUCUUUUCCAAAUGUGUGAAGCAGCAGCAAGACUCCUAUAGUGAGAAAUGGUACUAAAACUUUCCAUCACCAUUUCAACACAUGUUCAGAAAAGAACCAUUCAUCUUUAUCAGUGUUCUGUUUUGCAAGAGAAACUACAAAUGCUGCAAAAGGGUAUAAUUCUUCUGAAUUGUGCAACGAUAAACAGUCAGCCUUAAGAUGAUAUAAUUUAAAUUGACUAGGUUAUUUUUUUGCUGUCAGUUAUAACAUCAUUGAUCAGUUCAGAGUUUUUUCUUUUUUUUUUUAUUUACAGUAAUAAUGAUCACCAUUCUCAGUUACUGCUACCAUAAUGACAAAGUGCAGAAGCAGCUCUACCGGUGACAUGCGGGACAGUAGACCUUAAAGCUCGGUAACUCUCAUUACCCAAUUAACAGUUCAGAAACAGAUUUUUCUUUUAAUUCACCACGCACAUGAUAUCUUUUAAUACAUAAGUUUAGAAAUACAAAUGAAAACUCUUAGCCCGAUAUUGAGGUUAGAGUUUAGAUUCUCUUCAGCUUAUGUCUAUUUUUUUUCACGAGGCUAGAAAGUUUGUGGCAUUAGAAUAAGAAUAUAUUUCUAUGAUGAUGGUACCUACAGCUUAAAUGUCACCUUUUUAACGUGCUGUUGUGUUUUGUUCUGCUCAUUUGUGUAGUGUUUUUUGCUUUUCAUUUAAUUAAGCACUGAGUAUGUGGAAAAGAGUGCAGAAAUAAGUAUAGUGAAUACAGUCUGGAAAGUCAACAUUUGUGAGGUUUUCAUCGUUUCAUGCAGAAAAACUGAAACAGAUAAAUAAGAAUGAAGUGUGACUAUAAAGUGAAAAAAUUCAAGUCUUUUAAUCAAGUACGAUCAUGUUUCUUAUAAGUAGAAAAGUGGAAAAAAUAUAAAAAUGACUUGCUAUCAUCCAGAUAAUUUUAUUCAAUUUUUUAAACAUUAUUUGUUUUAUCUAACAGGUCUGUGUGGUAAAGUUAAAUUUAUUUUCUUAAAAUACCCCAUCAUUUUCAGCUACUAAUGCAUUUGACUAUAUUUGCAGUGCCCUAAUGAUUGUAUAAUAAGGGAAACAGUUGUGUUUUAUAUGAUACUCAAAGGAUGUUUGUAAAUCAUGUCAGCUCAUUUUGUAUAUCACAUUGUAAAACCCAAUGGUAAUUCAGUUGGAUGAGAUAUCCAGUGGGCUGAGAUAUAAAGGGGAAUGAUUUAAAACUCGUGGGCAUCUAAAUAAACUCCUAUGUACAGAUA
This is a messenger RNA of Oxyura jamaicensis (ruddy duck), 4446 nucleotides long. RefSeq names its product neural EGFL like 1 (gene NELL1). The transcript has 20 exons. The coding region runs from base 147 to 2573 and encodes 808 amino acids. The record is from RefSeq and is a predicted model, not a curated record. Gene Ontology annotation, molecular function: calcium ion binding; protein binding. Lineage: Eukaryota; Metazoa; Chordata; Aves; Anseriformes; Anatidae.